AUGAUUGACUGUUGUAAUAUGCAAGACUUGAAGUUUAAGGGGAACCCUUUUAGUUGGGUUGGUAAGAGGCAGAAGGAAACAAUCCAGUAUUGUCUGGACAGAGUUUUCAUCAAUUCCGAUUGGAAAGCGUCAUAUCCUGCUUCUGAAACAGAGUUCCUCACCAUUGCAGGAUCUGACCAUGCGCCUGUAGUUAUUGCUCUUGAAGAAGAGUUUUAUGUAAAAAGAGGCCAGUUCAGAUAUGAUAAGCGACAUGUUGAUUCAGAGGAAUUUGUCAGAACUGUUAAAAAAGGAUGGUCAGCAGGUCAACCUGAUACCUAUAGAGGAAUUCACGACAAACUUCAGUCUUGCAGAAAAGAGUUAGCCAAGUGGAAAAGAAGAUUAAAGACAAAUUCAGCAGAAAAAAUCCAGAUCUUAAAGCUUCAACUGGAUGCAGCGGAGAGAAGCAGCUCGACACCUUUAUCAGAAGUCGCAAACCUAAGGUAUGAGCUAACUAAGGCGUACAGCGAAGAAGAACAAUAUUAG
Molecule: messenger RNA, 522 nt
Organism: Camelina sativa (false flax)
Lineage: Eukaryota; Viridiplantae; Streptophyta; Magnoliopsida; Brassicales; Brassicaceae
Source: RefSeq, a predicted model, not a curated record